Trichoderma citrinoviride is the source of this 732-nucleotide messenger RNA. RefSeq lists its product as hypothetical. The transcript is spliced from 2 exons. The record is from RefSeq and is a predicted model, not a curated record. NCBI's taxonomy places the organism in Eukaryota, Fungi, Ascomycota, Sordariomycetes, Hypocreales, Hypocreaceae. Bases 1 to 732 code for a protein of 243 amino acids.
AUGGAUAUCCCUCCACCCGUCGUCGUCGGCCUAGAAGGCCUCAUCAAGCACUCCCUCCCCCGAAUCACCCAAAUCCGCAGCACCGCAGCCGCCAUGACAAACAUCACACGCUUGUCGCCCUUUUUGAAGCGCCUUCAGGUCAGCGUCCUGCUGCUAGGCACAAUCUACCGCAAACUCUCGCAAUACGACACAAUGCCGGGGUCCGACAUGUGUGUCGGCAUCUGCCAUGAUAGCCUUGUACAGACGCAGGGCAUGAUCGAAGCAGUGUUGCGAAACGAAGACGACAAUGUGUACAAUGUCGGCACUGGGGAGUUGAUCGAAAGGCUGCCUGACGAGAUCAACUCGUUCAUCUCUUCCGUGGAGCUUUUGAGGAGCACAUACCAUGAAGCACAGGCCGAGUCCAUCCUCAAAUCCAUGCGGGAGCUCACCGAGUUGCGACGCGACUACUCGAAGCAUCUGAAAGAGUGCAAACAGCUCAAAGCAGAGCAAGCGAAGCUUACCAUCGCCGACGCGUCGAGUGAAGACGAACAUGUGUCGAGCUCAGACAACGGAACGAGCCUCACCGAGCCGGAGGUGCCAUCACCACUUGCUUCUCCGGGGGAAAAGCCUGUGGAGCACAAGGAGUCGCACAUGGACGAUCUGGCGCUUGGGGAAGCAGAGUCAAUGCUGAGAAGAGACACGCAGGUUGAACCUGAACUAGACCGACCUCAGCAUAAAGAUGAUGGGUGCUGA